Messenger RNA from Pogona vitticeps (central bearded dragon), 6084 nucleotides. The record is from RefSeq and is a predicted model, not a curated record. Lineage: Eukaryota; Metazoa; Chordata; Lepidosauria; Squamata; Agamidae.
CAAGUGAACUGUCUCCAGUGUAAAAGAGACCAAGAUGACUAGCUCAGCCCGGGAGCAUCUCCUUUUUGUGAGACGGCGCAAUCCUCAGCUACGCUACACUUUGAGCCCAGAGAACCUCCAGAGCCUGGCAUCUCAGGGCACCGUCCCUGAGAACAUGAACUUGCAGCGUGCCAAUAGUGACACUGAUCUAGUCACCUCCGACAGCCGCUCUAGUUUGACUGCAAGCAUGUAUGAAUACACUCUUGGGCAAUCUCAGAACCUCAUCAUUUUCUGGGAUAUUAAAGAAGAAGUGGAUCCCACAGACUGGAUAGGCCUUUAUCACAUUGAUGAGAACUCACCAGCAAACUUCUGGGAUUCCAAAAACCGGGGUGUAACUGGAACACAGAAAGGACAAAUUGUAUGGCGGAUUGAACCUGGCCCUUAUUUCAUGGAACCUGAAAUAAAGAUCUGUUUUAAAUAUUACCAUGGUGUAAGUGGAGCAUUGAGAGCAACCACUCCAUGUAUUACUGUGAAAAACCCUGCUGCAAUGAAAUAUUCUUUUGUAGCACUUCUAACUGAUGUUUUGGAAAUUGAAAUCAAAGAUAAAUUUGCCAAGAGUCGGCCAAUCAUCAAGCGCUUUCUUGGGAAGCUCACCAUACCAGUUCAAAGACUGUUGGAAAGGCAUGCAAUAGGAGACCAAAUUCUCAGCUAUAACCUUGGCAGGCGGCUUCCAGCUGACCAUGUAAGUGGCUGUCUUCAAUUCAAGGUAGAGAUUACAUCCGCUGUCCAGGAAGAUGCUUCACCAGAAACAGUGGGAACUCUGCUUGGAGUAAACUCUAUAAAUGGAGACUUGGGGAGCCCUUCUGAUGAUGAGGAUGUACCUGCAGGGCAUCAUGAUUCACCUCCAGCUUGUUCAAAUGGCCCAGUCCAUGAAGAAUCAGCCGGAGACACCAUCACAAGGCAUUCCCUAAGGACUAGUACAACUCUAGAAACAGAUCAGGAGGAUUUGACCUCUACAGCUUCAAGGUCAUCAGCACCCAGAGGACGCCAGGACUCGCUGAACGACUACCUGGAUGCAAUAGAACAAAGCAAUCCCUAUAGGUCUGGGACCUCAGCUUGCACUGAGCAUGCUGUUGGGGCAUCUCCCAAAUUAAGAAGUAGUUUCCCUACUGACACUAGACUCAAUGCAAUGCUUCACAUUGACUCUGAUGAAGAGGAACAUGAAUACCAUCAAGCUUUGGGGUUCCAGUCUUCCCUGGAGGAUGAUGGGGGUGGUUUGGUCAUGCUGAAUGGUACUACCAGGAGUGCUGAACUGAAUCUCUUGAAUAGUUCCCCGAAUCGAACAACACAGAGCCAGGUUCCUGAAGAAAACGGGCAAGCACCCACUACAGAAACCUCCUUGCAACUUUCUGAUAAUCAGCAGGAGACCCUGGAAGGGCCUCCAGAAUCAGAGUUGGGGGAAGAGGAAGAAACUCCUCCUGUUUCUCAGGAUAAUGGGCCAGUAAAUCUGGCUGCCAAUGACAUUUCUCAGCCUCAAGAGGCUGAGACUCCAGCAGCUGAUGUGGAAGCUGGCACUUCAGAGCCUUCUUCUGGAGGCAGAACAGAAAUGACAGAAGCUGAGUCUAUCGACCAGGGGUCGGAACCUUCUCAGCUUUGGUCCGAAACGGAGCAGAGCGAUCCUGCCCGUACUGAGAGCGUCAGUGAAUCCAGCACUAGGCCGGAAGGAGAAAGUGACGUGGAGGGGGCCGAUGGUCCUUGCCAAGAAGGUGCCACUCCCCGACCCCCAUCUGUUGAUACUCGAUGCUCCUCCUUUGAAAGCACCCGGUUUCCAGAGACCCCAGCCUUUUCCUCCCAGGAGGAGGAAGAGGGUGCUUGUGCCGUGGAGCCUGCCAGCAGCGAGCCUCCCCAGGAAACUCAGGACGUGGUGUGCACGCAGGCCUCGUUGCCCGCAGUGAACAUACCAACUGCUCAAGAGGAGGGGCAGUUGCCUGAGGCAGGUGGGUUACAGGACGGUGAUGAGGCUGAAGAAAUCUGGCAGAGGAGGCAGAGUCUGCAGGCGGCGGCUGCUCGUGGCCAGUCUCAAGAGGAGGAGGCCGGAGGAGCCGAGGCAGCUUGCGAGGGAGCUGCUGCUUCGCAGGUGGAUGGAGCCAGCGGAGGUUCCCAAGCCAAUGGUCAUCAGCCGCUGAGAACGCUUCCCUCCGUUCGCCAAGAUGUUAGUCGUUAUCAGAGAGUGGACGAGGCCCUGCCACCAAAUUGGGAAGCACGUAUUGACAGUCAUGGGAGAAUAUUCUAUGUGGACCACGUAAACAGAACCACAACUUGGCAGAGGCCCACAGGUCCCCCAGCCCAGCAAAUCCUUCAGCGUUCCAACUCCAUACAGCAAAUGGAGCAGCUGAAUCGCCGGUAUCAGAGUAUUCGCCGGACAAUGACUAAUGAUCGACCAGAGGAGCACCCAAAUGCCAUGGAUGCGGCUGGAGAGGAUACUGACUUCCAUCAUCCUAAUGCAGAUUUCCGUAGGGAGAACGUGCUGCCUCAUUCUACCUCCAGAUCCAGGCUCACUCUACUGCUACAGUCUCCCCCUGUAAAAUUCCUUAUCAGUCCAGAGUUCUUCACAGUGCUGCAUUCUAACCCUAGUGCCUAUCACAUGUUUACAAACAACACGUGUCUGAAGCACAUGAUCACCAAAGUCCGACGGGAUACCCAUCAUUUUGAGCGCUAUCAGCACAAUCGAGAUUUGGUGGGCUUCUUGAAUAUGUUUGCCAACAAACAGCUGGAGUUGCCGAGGGGAUGGGAAAUGAAACAUGACCAUCAGGGCAAGGCUUUUUUUGUUGACCACAAUUCUCGCACCACCACAUUCAUCGACCCACGGCUUCCUUUGCAGAGCACCAGGCCAACCAGCGCCUUGGUCCACCGGCAGCAUUUGACAAGACAGCGUAGCCACAGCGCUGGUGAGGUAGGAGAAGAUUCUCGCCAUUCAGGACCUCCUGUUUUGCCAAGGCCUUCAAGUACAUUCAACACAGUCAGCAGAGCUCAGUACCAGGAUAUGGUUCCUGUGGCAUACAAUGACAAGAUUGUUGCAUUUCUGCGGCAGCCCAAUAUCUUUGAAAUUCUACAGGAGCGACAGCCAGAUCUGACUAGGAAUCAUUCACUCAGGGAGAAGAUCCAGUUUAUUCGGACUGAAGGAACUCCAGGGCUGGUGCGUUUAUCCAGUGAUGCAGACCUUGUCAUGUUGCUAAGUUUAUUUGAAGAGGAGAUAAUGUCAUAUGUACCACCGCAUGCCUUACUUCAUCCCAGUUAUUGCCAGUCGCCACGAGGCUCCCCAGUGUCUUCCCCACAAAACUCUCCAGGUACUCAACGUGCUAAUGCUCGAGCUCCAGCUCCAUAUAAGAGAGAUUUUGAAGCCAAGCUGAGAAAUUUCUACAGGAAGCUAGAGACGAAAGGCUACGGACAAGGCCCAGGGAAACUGAAAUUGAUAAUCCGGAGAGAUCAUUUGCUGGAAGAUGCCUUCAACCAAAUCAUGGGUUACUCAAGAAAAGACCUGCAAAGAAAUAAACUAUAUGUCACCUUUGUGGGAGAGGAAGGCCUGGACUACAGUGGACCUUCGAGGGAGUUCUUUUUCCUGGUUUCAAGAGAGCUCUUCAAUCCAUAUUAUGGGUUAUUUGAAUAUUCAGCCAACGAUACGUAUACUGUACAAAUAAGUCCCAUGUCUGCUUUUGUGGAUAAUCACCAUGAAUGGUUCAGAUUUAGUGGUCGAAUCCUUGGUCUUGCUCUCAUACAUCAGUAUUUAUUAGAUGCAUUCUUUACACGACCAUUUUAUAAAGCCCUCCUCAGAAUAUUGUGUGAUCUGAGUGACCUGGAAUACCUUGAUGAGGAGUUCCACCAGAGUUUGCAGUGGAUGAAAGACAACGAUAUACAUGACAUCCUAGAUCUCACAUUCACUGUCAAUGAAGAAGUCUUUGGACAGAUCACUGAACGAGAACUAAAGCCUGGGGGUGCCAACAUCCCUGUCACAGAAAAGAACAAGAAGGAAUAUAUAGAGAGGAUGGUGAAAUGGCGGAUUGAGAGGGGCGUUGUGCAGCAGACAGAGAGUCUCGUACGGGGUUUCUAUGAGGUUGUAGAUGCUAGGUUGGUAUCUGUAUUUGAUGCAAGAGAACUGGAACUGGUUAUUGCUGGCACGGCAGAAAUUGACUUAAGUGACUGGAGAAACAACACUGAAUACAGAGGAGGGUAUCAUGACAACCAUAUUGUGAUUCGAUGGUUUUGGGCUGCAGUUGAAAGAUUCAACAAUGAACAGCGGCUGAGGCUACUACAGUUUGUUACAGGCACAUCUAGUAUACCAUAUGAAGGUUUUGCUUCCCUGAGAGGGAGCAAUGGACCAAGAAGAUUCUGUGUGGAAAAGUGGGGGAAAAUCACUGCUCUGCCAAGAGCUCACACUUGUUUCAAUCGUCUAGACCUUCCUCCUUACCCAUCAUUUUCGAUGCUCUAUGAGAAGCUGCUGACAGCUGUUGAAGAGACAAGCACAUUUGGACUUGAGUAAAAAACACAAACCAUAGUGCCCAGAAUUUUGGACCCUUCUAUGGUUGGUUCCUCAAACACACACACACACAAACAUUUCUAUUGUGUUACCAAGAGGAAAAUGACUUUCCAAUGCAAUUUGAGUGCUGGGACUUUGUGACUGAGCAAAGCUAGAUUGUGUAUCCCGUACAAGUUCUGAACUAGCCACACAAAUACUCCAUAGCAAGGGGAGUGGUCUGUAGGGAGCAACCAACGAUCCACUGUUGAAUCCUUUUUUCACCAAAAUUCAACAUUUGGUAUGAUUUAAAAGUGAUGUCAUGACAAGCAGUAAGCAACAUCAGGGCAACUGAAAAACCUUACACAUCUCAAAAACCAGAUGUCACCAAAAUAUUUGAAUUAAAUUCAAAGUAGAAUAUGAAACUUACUUCUUGCUGGUGAUUGCAGGAGUUCAGAUAAAAACACUGUUAAAACAAAAAACUGCUAGAAUUUUCCCCCCACACGGUACUCUACUAUAUGUCAUAUACAGUACAAUACUAGAAUAUACUAUACAUGCUAUACCUAAGAAUACGAGUGCCUGCAUGACAUCAAUUGUGUUUCAAAGGUAACAGUAAACAUGAUCCGUUUUUCUUGGGCUUAACAAAAUUGGGAAGGAAAAUGAGCAGCAAGACAUGACCUGACAAAGUAACUUGCAAUUUAGGUGGCUUGUACAAAUGUAUAUGCAAAUAGUGUCUUUGGCAAAAGAUAAGCUAAUAUAAGAGAAUGACUGAUUUUAUGCUUUAUACUGCAUGAAGAGAGUGUUUUUAAAAAACGACAAUUAGACUUUAUCACAGCAUAUCAGGAAAAAAACCAACCUCUUACACAGUGACUUCUGUUUAUUUUUAUAGGUUCAUGAUACUUAGUUCCUUAGAGUGUAAAUAAGAAAGUAGCUAACAAAAGAUUCUCUUUCUGUUCUUUUCACUUUUCCAUGCUUAAUUAGAUAUUGUGUUUGAUUCUUUAAGCACUCUCAAGGGAAAUAUAUAUUAUAUAUAUAUAUAUAUGCCUUUUAUUUUUAUAAAGGUAAGAUAUUCCUGAAACUAUUUUUUGCACUGAAUGUACCAAAGUCAAAGGGACAUUAUGAUCUGACUGACCGCAUCACUCAUACAACUCUAUAGGAAGUAGAUGCUUUAAAGAACAAAACUUUCUUCACAGUGCCAUGUCUCUAGAUAAUAACAGGACUGUGCACAUUUAAGUAAUAAUUUUAUAAAGCUCAUGGUAUGUCAUAAUGUGUAUUUCAAACGCAUUUGAUUUGGGGGUUUUCUUUUCCUUCAAUAACUGACUGUAUGGAAUGAGCUGAAUACAGAUAUUUCAUAUUUUCCCUGAAACGUAUUUUUUUUGUAUAGCACUAUUAAAAAGCACUACAGUGGAUCUGGAAAAACAAGAUGGCCACCACCUAAAGGGAUGAACCUUCACCUUUGGAAAGACUUCGUUCUCAUGUUUUGCAGUGAACCAUCUCCAAGAUGUAAACUGUUUGUAGUGUCUUUCUAAGCCUGCGUUUUCACUAAAUAGUUUUCUUAUCAAUGUUUAUUAAAGAUGAAGUACUUUUCUAUGGUA